Maudiozyma barnettii is the source of this 441-nucleotide messenger RNA. RefSeq names its product Cbp4p (gene CBP4). The record is from RefSeq and is a predicted model, not a curated record. Gene Ontology annotation, cellular component: mitochondrial membrane. Gene Ontology annotation, biological process: mitochondrial respiratory chain complex III assembly. NCBI's taxonomy places the organism in Eukaryota, Fungi, Ascomycota, Saccharomycetes, Saccharomycetales, Saccharomycetaceae. The coding region runs from base 1 to 441 and encodes 146 amino acids. The transcript has a single exon.
AUGGAAAGACCGCUAUGGGUACGUUGGGCAAAAGUCUGGGCCGUUGGUGGUGGUAUCAUCGGUUCAGGCCUCUUAUUAUUCAAAUAUACCACCCCUACAGAUGAAGAAUUAAUUAAUGCACUUUCUCCAGAAUUGAGAGAACAAUACGAAAAACAAAAGGUGUUACGUAGGGAAGAACAAAGACAGUUGAUGGAUUUGGUGAAACAAACGUCUCAGAGCAAUGAUCCUAUUUGGAAAACUGGCCCAUUCAAUGCUCCUUGGGAAGGGAAACAAAAUACUGAGGCAGUAUUUAAUAGUAUUCAACAAAAUGAAGCAGAGACUAGACAAAAAGAAGAUUUACAGAGGGUCAUGGCUGAUUUAGAUACUUUAAGACAAAAAAGUGAAUUAAGGACGCAGGUGAUCGUUAAUGAAAAGAAGAAAAACUGGUGGAAAGUAUGGUAA